AUGGCCUCCAACUUUAACGACAUAGUCAAGCAGGGCUACGUGAAAAUCCGCAGCAGGAAGCUGGGGAUUUUCAGACGAUGCUGGUUGGUUUUCAAGAAGGCAUCUAGUAAAGGACCCAGAAGGCUAGAAAAAUUUCCAGAUGAAAAGGCAGCAUAUUUCAGAAACUUUCAUAAGGUAACUGAACUGCACAACAUCAAAAACAUAACCAGGCUGCCUCGAGAGACAAAGAAGCACGCAGUGGCAAUUAUCUUUCAUGAUGAAACGUCAAAGACAUUUGCCUGUGAGUCAGAGCUGGAGGCUGAGGAGUGGUGCAAGCAUCUCUGCAUGGAGUGUCUGGGGACCAGGCUGAAUGACAUCAGCCUCGGGGAGCCUGAUCUCCUGGCAGCAGGAGUGCAGCGGGAACAGAAUGAGCGAUUCAAUGUGUAUCUUAUGCCUACACCAAAUCUGGACAUUUAUGGCGAAUGCACGAUGCAGAUCACUCAUGAGAAUAUCUAUCUCUGGGAUAUCCACAAUGCCAAGGUCAAACUGGUGAUGUGGCCUCUCAGCUCACUGAGGAGAUACGGGAGGGACUCCACAUGGUUCACAUUUGAGUCGGGAAGAAUGUGUGACACAGGAGAAGGACUAUUCACUUUUCAAACAAGGGAAGGAGAAAUGAUCUAUCAGAAGGUCCAUUCUGCGACACUGGCCAUAGCUGAGCAACAUGAGAGAUUAAUGCUAGAAAUGGAGCAGAAGGCCCGGCUUCAGACAAGCUUGACUGAACCAAUGACGUUAUCCAAAUCAAUAUCUCUUCCUCGCAGUGCAUACUGGCAUCACAUCACUCGGCAGAACAGCGUCGGAGAAAUCUACAGUUUGCAAGGUCACGGGUUCGGGUCCUCGAAGAUGUCACGUGCACAGACGUUCCCCAGCUACGCCUCGGAGCAGAGCGAAGAGACGCAGCCGUCCUUGUCCCGAGCCAGCAGCUACGGCUUCAGCUACAGCUCCAGCCUCAUCCAAUGA
Molecule: messenger RNA, 996 nt
Organism: Hippopotamus amphibius kiboko
Lineage: Eukaryota; Metazoa; Chordata; Mammalia; Artiodactyla; Hippopotamidae
Gene: DOK6
Product: docking protein 6
Exons: 8
Coding region: 1-996 (331 amino acids)
Biological process (GO): positive regulation of MAPK cascade; cell surface receptor protein tyrosine kinase signaling pathway
Cellular component (GO): cytoplasm
Source: RefSeq, a predicted model, not a curated record